UGUUUAAAUAAAUAAAAUAAUAAAAUUUGUCCUACUUGGUUUUUUUUAACAAAAUAAAACUGUUUUGUAAGGUGAUAUCCCUAAAGGUGGAGGCUAAGCAAGGAAAAUUAAUAUUGUGCUAUGGUGACCUAAAUACCAGUGUCAGCAAAAUUUAGUAAGAAUCUUUGUGUUUUGAUUAGAGCAGUCUAAUGAACUUUAAUCUUUAUUUCCUAAUACUGAGACUGUCGUGUUUUUGUUCUCCAUACAUAUAAAUAUUUCUAAUCAGAGUGGGAAGAAAUAAUUCUGAUAGCCACACAAUUUGGUUCAUCUGCAUUUUUCUAGCCAUUUUUUGUUAUUAAAUAGAUGGUUCUACAGGAAUUGGCAAUCUGUGUAGUAUCUGCAUGCUAUAUACUCAGUUCCUACUACCGUUGACUGGAAAUGAACCAAUAUGGUAAAAGGCUUCAAAAUACUGCAGAAAAAUUGUGCUCUGAAUAACAUGAGUAUUCAAUAGAAAUUCACCAUGGGACACUUUUGUUAAGAAAGCAGAAAUUCGCUCCUAAAAGGUGGCUUUUCAUAUGAAGUAUCAAUAUGAGUUAAAAUGUGUUCAACUUAUGUAUAGUAAGCAAUGAUAGCAAAUGAAACAAUAUAUUUAAUUCCAAUUGUGGAGUUUUAUUUCCUGUGGUCUUAUUGUACUUUUUGUUCUCUCUAUGAACUUAAUGUAAUUGAUCUCUCUUUUUUAUUAGUAGUCACUAUAUGGCAGGCACUGUAAUACUCUAAUAUUAUAUAAAUGGAAUCAGAAGCUAAAGAAGGAGAUGAAGAGAGCUUGCAAACAGCUUUCAAAAAGCUGAGAGUGGAUCCAGCUGGAUCAUCUCAAGCUGUGACUGAAGGAACGGGACUGAGAGCUCAAGUCCGAGCAGCUGGUGAUGGUGGAAGGCAUCAGACUAUCUGUUCAAGAGAGACUUGGCAUGGAUGUACAAGGAAACCCCUGAGAGGGGCAACAAGGCCACAGCGUCGCAGGCGUUCCAAAUCUCCAGUCCUGCAUCCUCCGAAGUUUACAUACUGCAGCAUGAAAUCAUCUUCAAGUAAUCAGCUGAAACACAAAAGCCAAAUAGAAGCUUCAAAGAACAAAAUCGGUCCAGACCCUGGUGUUACAGAAGAGCCAUACUUAGGAGGAAAGAGGUGCCCCCUCUUUGAAAGCAGCAGCUGCAGGAGAGUCAGAGGAGAAGAACAGAGCACUUUCACAAAUGAGCAGCCUUCAGAGAAUUUGGGAGGGAGUUGCCACGCUUUUUCUUUGACCUUUCAAACCAGCCUGGAUCCUAACCAACCUUCAGAUUUCCAUUCACUUUCCAAGCUGAGUUAUGGCAAGCAGUGCUCUUGUGUGGACAAAGAAUGUCGGUGCAAACCAUGGCAAGCAAUAGGCGCAUACUCCUUUUCUGGUUUGCGAAGUGUCCUGUCAGAAUGUGAAAAGGCAGUCCUGGAAGUGCGUUCACAAUCUUUGCCAAACCGCUCACCUUCUGGUACAGGUUCAUCUGGCUCUGCCCGGUCUUGUUCUGAGCAAGCUCGAGUGUUUGUGGAUGAUGUGACUAUUGAAGACCUUUCAGGGUACAUGGAGUAUUACUUAUAUAUUCCCAAGAAAAUGUCCCACAUGGCAGAGAUGAUGUACACUUGACAUGAGAAUCAUGACUUGGAAAUUCAGUGCAGGUAGUGAGAUACUCCCUCAGUGCCAUAGUUGGAAAUGUAUCUGUUGUCAUUGCUGUGUAUUUGAUCAAAUGUUUAUUUGCUCCAUACAGUGUAGUUUUUUAAAUAAAGAAAAAAAGAGACACUACCCCUCUGUCUUAAAAAUGCAUUACGUUACCUUCUACAUUUCAAAAACAUACUUGGGUAACGUCUUCUCCUCUGGCCAUUCUAAUGUUUUCAUUAAAUAGGUUUCUUAAAGCUAUUUUUUUUUAAAUAUUCUUUCUGAACUAGAACAUCAUUAAGGCUCAAACACUUGUGCUGAUUUACAUUAACAUUGCUGAUCAUAUUUUAGUUAGCUCACUUCUAAUGAGUGAUGUUGUGAUGCAUCCUUACAGCUGUUUUUAUGGGAGGUACAUGCUUUGAAUCCAAUCUUGAACCAGAAAACUAAAAAAUGAUAUGCAUAAGUAGUGAUGUGCAAACCCCCUCACAAUAACUUGGCUGAAACUCCUUUAAUAUCUUAGGAGUUUUUGUCUAGGGAGGACCCACCCUGCCUCAUACCAAUUUUUAAUUUGCUGUGGUCAGCAUUUCAGUGACAAGUUGGGCAUAAGCUUUUUUGGUGAACAGUUUCAUAAUCUGUCACUAUCUGUUCCAUUCCUCAGUUUUCUUGCAGAAGAAUGGCAUACCUCUACUUCAUAGAGGAAUGAAGCUUCGUAUUGACUGAUUUGAAAUCUUGUCCUGUACCUCCUUCCAGCCAUUUAUCCACUCUGCCUUCCUUAUCAGAGCCUUUUAUGCUCAUUUAAAAUUAUUCUUAUACUGAACUUGCGAGGGAGCCUGAAUACAGCAAAAGAACUGGUGUAGAUGCUGUCUUAAAACACCUUUUUGGGUAAGCAAGCACCUAAGAAUCUUCUAAUAAUUUUCCAAGUAGAUGGAUGUUUCCAAACUAUCUGAUACUUUAUACAAGGUCAGCUGCACAUGCUUCACAAAUUUAGCCUCUUUACCAUUGUGGUCUUGUAAGCCAUUUGCAGCUUGAGAGGUCUGCCUCCAUUUUCACUUCUAUAAGCACCUUCAAAAGUAGCAGAGUUAACACUCUUAAUUUAGAAAAUAAGGAAUUCAGGUUAAAUGUGUUGCACAAGCUUAAAAUUAGGCCAAAGGGAGAGCUGUGGCUAUAAUUCAUAUCUCUUUGGUAACUUCUUUUUUUAGGUGGAGGAUUGAUGCUAUUGUUAAUUAAAGUUUGUGUUCUUGCUAUUGAUUUGGAAGUUUGUUUCUGAAGUAGUACAGUUUAGCAGCCAGGUGUCCCACUGGAUAACCUACAUAGAAUGAGCAUCUACAACCAACUGUGUGCUUUCAUAUAGAAGAGCAAGUAGCUGCAGGGCAGAGAAUUAUUCUCAGUCUAGGGCUGGGGUAUACAAGCUUUCUGGCUCUGAGGAUUGUAUGUGAUGCUGACAUGGGGUUGUAGGCCUCACGUGUAUAUCACAUCUAAAAACACACACCUAUGUACAUGCACACAUCAGUGAUCCUGGUACAAAUCCUUCAUUUCCUGCAGAUCUGCAUAAAGAUUUCUGGGGGAAGGAGUAGAGUAUACUGGUGAGAAGAAUUUGGCAGAAGGCAGGGUCAGAACACCCUUUGUGGCUAUAGGAUGUUAACCCUGGCCUUCAAAGAAACCCGUUAUCUUUUUGUAGGCAUUUGAAGAAUCCAAUUUGAAUGAAAAAUGUGGAACAGCCUCCUAUUGUUCCUUUGAACUAAGGAAAGAUGCUAAUGGAAAAAUGAAAAGCAAUAAUUUGUGUAGGAACUUGUCACCCAAGUAGCACAAAAGUGAACUAGUAAGGAAAUACAGGGUGUGACAGAAAUACCUCCCACAUUUUAAAGGUUAAAAAAAGGAAAAUGAAACAACAUUUAUUAAAAAUCAAUUUCACUAUUGUUUAAACAAAGGGUUACAGUUUUUAUUCAUUUGGUUUUAAAAUUGGUUUUAAAAAUUACAUCCUCCAAAUGGUGGCCUCUAUUCACUAUACACUGUUAUAGACGAUUUUUGAAGUUUUCCAUUACUCGAAGAGUCAUUCCAGGUGGUAUUUCUGCAAUCUUUUGACGAAUAGCAUCCUUUAAUUCUUCAAUGAUACCUGGUCGAUGUUUGUUGACCUCUGUUUUCAAGUAACGCCAGAGAAAAAAAUCACGGGUUGAGAUCGGGCGAGUGUGCAGGCCAUUCAAUGUCACCGCGUAAGGAAAUCAAACGUCUUGGAAACAUUUCCCUCAGAGCUUCCAUUGAUGAUCUUGCUGUGUGCGCAGUGGCUCCAUCUUGCUGAAACCACACAUCCUGAUUGCGAAGGUCAUUUACUUUUGGUUCCAGAAAUUUCUGCAGCAUCUCCACGUACCGGUCAGAUGUUACUGUAACCGAGUGGUUUCUCUCCUCAAAAAAAUAGGGUCAGACAAUCCCAAGGCAGAAGCAUGUUUACGAGUUGAACGUGUAGGAGACUGAGUAACAGAAAGUCUCACAGCUUGAACACUUUCUGGAGUUCGAGCGCUUCGAGGUCUUCCAGGUGGCUUUCUUUUAAGUGCUGAACCUGUGGCUCUGAAAUUUGCAACCCAUAGCAGUAUUGUUUUUCUAUCCAAUACAGCAUUCCGACCUAACAUGUAAUGAGUUCAAAAAGUUCUCUGUGUUGCAAUUACAGAUUCACCAUUCUUCAAAAACGUUUCUACAGCAAAAGCACGCUGUGCACCAGUCCAAACCAUAUUGCUAGAUGUGGGUAUAUGAAAAAAAGGGAAGUCAUUAGCUAAAUGAAGACAUCAUUGGCACUUGCAUAAGUUCAUUAGCAACACAUAGGUGAAAGUUUAAAAUGUGGGAGGUAUUUUUGCCGCACCCUGUACUACAAGUUUGGUGUUCAUGGUUGACAUGCAUGUAGAUCACUUGAUUUUGCAAUAUUUUGUACACAAUUCCCCAGAAAACUAGCAUGUGCAUCCCAUUGAAAGAAGUGGAAACUGCUGAAAAGCAGGGGCAGUCACUGCAUUUUCAUUGAAAUUGGGCAGGAAAAAUUCCCUGUGGAUUGCACCCUUGCUGUCUUGUAGCCUAGUGUAUUGAUUGGUUCCAUUUUGGAGCAUUGUGAUGGUUGUGAGUGGUAUGAAAGCUUUAUCUCUGCUGGUUCAUUUACAUGUGUACUGUUUCAAGCUCUAGUCAAUAAGUGAUACAUCAGUGUACCAUCCCUUAGAUGUUGGUGUUGUAUUCUUGCACCUCAAAAAUGGGUGCAGACUUAAAUUUUGUGAAGGAUUUGAUUAGCUCAUCCCACAAAGUGGAGUAACUGGAAUGCCCAGCUCACAUUCUGUACACAUGAGUAGUCCUACCAAUUUGUUCUUUAGGACAGUGUCACGAAGUGCCUGCUCUAAAUGUAAUGUUGAGGGGAAAAAUGGGUCUAGCACUGUAGAUAUUCUUAUUUUGCACAGCUUCAGGAAGGAUUAAAUUACCUGUACUUGCUAAUAGUUGAAGCCAUUCUUAUUUUGAUUGCAGACUCCUGGGGUAAAAAUUGUCCCCAGAUAUGACUAGUAUCCCCUACAAUGUACAUAUAAAUCCCAAAACUAUGUACUCGCUGAAUCAUUGCUUUGAGAGCAAAUACGAUGUUGAAAUCAUGGUAUUCCAGAUCACUUUAAGAGGGUCUGAUUCUAGGCACAAUAAAAUGAAAAUAUACAGUGUUUUACAGAAAAGUUCA
Varanus komodoensis (Komodo dragon) is the source of this 5348-nucleotide messenger RNA. Its product is annotated as oxidative stress-responsive serine-rich protein 1-like. The record is from RefSeq and is a predicted model, not a curated record. NCBI's taxonomy places the organism in Eukaryota, Metazoa, Chordata, Lepidosauria, Squamata, Varanidae. Gene Ontology annotation, biological process: cellular response to hydrogen peroxide. Bases 767 to 1648 code for a protein of 293 amino acids. The transcript is spliced from 3 exons.